AUUUCACGUGAAAAACAACGCGGAGGGAAAAGAAAAACUGGCGGAGCGAAACUAUCAGAAAAAUAGCGGAAUUUUAAUUGAAACUCACCAGCUAUAGCUUUACCACGCACGGUAGCUGGUUAAUAGCACGCUAGGUCUAAAGGUUUUUCGUCCUAACUAGCCUGCUUAGUUGCCUGCAGACGAAGAAAAUGAGCUACGGAAGGCCGCCGCCAGACGUUGAGGGGAUGACCUCCCUGAAAGUGGACAACCUUACUUAUCGAACUUCGCCAGAAACUCUGCGCCGAGUUUUCGAGAAGUACGGCCGCGUGGGAGACGUGUAUAUCCCACGGGACAGGUACACCAAGGAGAGCCGCGGCUUCGCCUUCGUGCGGUUCCUCGACAAGCGAGACGCCGAAGACGCAAUGGACGCCAUGGACGGCGCGCUGCUCGACGGACGGGAGCUUCGGGUUCAGAUGGCCCGAUACGGAAGGCCACCAGACUCCAUGUACAGCCGGAGAGGGCCUCCACCACGAAGAUACGGAUACGGUCGUAGAAGCAGGAGCCGAUCAACCAGUCCUCGCCGUCGAAGACGUAGCCGCAGCCGCUCUAGGAGCCGGAGCCGCUCUAGAUCCAGGAGCCGGCACCACUACAGUCGCUCUAGGUCCCGUUCCUACUCCAGAUCCAGGUCAAGGUCCAGGUCUAAGUCCAAGUCCAAGUCCAAAUCCAAAUCCAAGUCCAAGUCCAGAACCCCCAGGCGGAGCAAGUCAAAGUCCCCUUCCAGAUCUCGGUCUCACUCUAGGUCCAAGUCAAGGAGCCGAACCCCAGCUUCCAACAGAGGGUCCAAGUCCAGGUCCAGAUCCAAAUCCAAGAGUAGACCUAAAUCUCCAGAGGACAACGGAGCAGAGUCUUAACCCAAAUUUGGAUGCAACAUGACGAUCUCAAAUGAUUGACGCUUUGCUGAGGACAUCAGGAAGAGUCUCAGAUUGAAGUGGACUCAACUAUUGCCACUGAAUGCAGACUGAAAGGUUAUUGGAACUUGGUCUAAAUGUUUUAAAAUGUUUAAUUUGAGUUGAUCUACCGAAACAAAUUCUGUAAAUUUGGCAUGAUUGUAAAGCUGAGAGCUUACUCAAAGGGAUUUGUAAGGAUUUUUUUCUAUUUAAAUUUUGUUUUUCAUUUUGAUUUUCAUACAUAAAAAAUUCUUCUGAACUAAAGAUUUUCUUCCAGUGAAACCCUUUAACACCCUUUCCAGCUGGCUAUAAUUUUUUUUUUUUCUUUUAAGUUGAUGUGAAAAGGGUGAGGCAUUCAAUGUUCACAUGCCGUUUACUUGGAAAAUGGCCCAUUGUACAGCAUAAUAAAACCCACUUAAUUUGCGAUUUGCUAAUCCAGCAGUGUGCAUUUUCUUUUCUGUCAAUUUUUUUUUUUUUUUUUUUUCUGUCUGGUUAAAGUUGCUUUCCUAUGACUCUAACCCUCUUUCUUGUGUAUCUUUUGUGCACUAGGCGCAGUUGUGUAGCAGUUGAAUAAUGCUGGUUAGCUGUUAAGAUGCGGUGCAGUGCGGUGGUGACAUGGUGUGGCGUGUUGCGGUGCUGAGCGCCCGGUGCUGUUCCGGGGCUCGACCCUCCGCUGCUGUUUUCCGGUUUGUAAGCUCACAGGUGUGGCAGAUCAUCCAUCCUCUUCUGUCUUGUGACUUCACCUUCCUUCCAUGUGCUGUACAGGUUCUCUCCUUUCUUUUCUCUUUAUUCCCCUCCUCUCCUCCCCCCACUCCGUAUCUGUGGUUUUAUCCACUGUUUACUGGUCUUGCUCGCUUUGAAACUGUGUCCAGUGGGAUCCCUAGUUGAAGGGUUUAAAGGGCAGCUCUGCCUGCUUAAUGAUGAUUUGUGUAUUGCAUUCCUUUGUGAAACUCAAAUGUCCUGUAAGUGCUUAAGGUGAAUGCUAAUAAACAUUUUUGUUAAAGAAA
This is a messenger RNA of Archocentrus centrarchus (flier cichlid), 1933 nucleotides long. RefSeq names its product serine and arginine rich splicing factor 2a (gene srsf2a). Gene Ontology annotation, molecular function: RNA binding. The coding region runs from base 189 to 890 and encodes 233 amino acids. NCBI's taxonomy places the organism in Eukaryota, Metazoa, Chordata, Actinopteri, Cichliformes, Cichlidae. The transcript is spliced from 3 exons. The record is from RefSeq and is a predicted model, not a curated record.